AUGUGGGAAGCGGAUUUCAACGAUGGACCCCCGCUACCUCCUGACGCCUCGGCUCUUGAAGUUUUCGUGGGUUGGCCGUUACCUUUCUUCGCAUCGGCUGUAAAGCUGCUUACAGUGGGUAUUUGCAUGCCAAUGAUAUUUCUGAUGUUUGUUGGGUUUUACUGCUGGGAGUUGAGUUUCUUCCGACUUGAUAAUUACGGUGGUAAGCGAAGGUCUAUCCUUGAUGGUUUAUUGGCUCCGUCGACACACGCGCCGCAAAUCAAGCAAUCUAAAUUUGCAAGCUCCACGUGCGAAAGCUCCCUGACAAGGAUUGUACUCGAGUACGUUGUGAAGGUUUUCCUUGGUAAAGUGAUGAAGACUAUACCGCCUGCUCCUACUCUACUGGCUCGAGAACUUUCCAUGUUCGACAAAAUUCUCGACGCGCGAAAGCUGGGUUCAAUUCCCAAACAAAGAUUCCACGUCGAAAAAUGCCCAUUUUUCUGGCGUUCGUGGAAAGUGUGA
Messenger RNA from Laccaria bicolor S238N-H82, 501 nucleotides. RefSeq lists its product as uncharacterized. The coding region runs from base 1 to 501 and encodes 166 amino acids. NCBI's taxonomy places the organism in Eukaryota, Fungi, Basidiomycota, Agaricomycetes, Agaricales, Hydnangiaceae. The transcript has 5 exons. The record is from RefSeq and is a predicted model, not a curated record.